CGGACGCCUUCUCCGGAGGGGCUAUCCCCGUCAUGUCAGCCCGGAAGUUUUUCCAUGAAUCACAUGAUGCCGACGUCACGCGGAAUGAGGAGCACAAAUGCAUAAUUGUCAGAAAUAACUGACCCGAAAACAAAGUGGCAGAGCUGCAGAAACAUGCCUCAGCUUCUCUGCUGCUGCGUCUCCAGUCCCAACUCCGGCGACGACGAGAGGCAGCCUCUGCUGCAGCCCAGAACAUCUGAUCUGAAUGAAGCUGGAUCAGCCAGACAGAUCCCAGCAGCAUGCAGUGCUCAGACAGUGAGACGGAUUGGCAGGCUGGUGAUGAGGCGAGUAAACGUGCCAGAGUUGGACCAGAGGUUUUCUGAAGUGGCCGAGAUCUUUAAUGAACAGCAGCAGAGUUAUGAGGCCCUGGUCCGACACAUCAGCAGCCUGCGACAGAACUGUGACUGUGCCCACAGUGAUACCCUGGGUAUUGCUGAUUGUGUGGGGAAGAUCAGAGAGGAGCACCAAGCCACGUACAAAGUGUCGCUUAAGAUGAAUGGCUAUGAUUUCUCCCUCAAUGUGGUCCCUGUGGGGUUAGACGGUGAAUGCGAGGAGGAGUCGCUUCCUCGACGUCUAAAGUUGGCUCAGGAAGAGCUGAGGGGCACCUCUGAAAGCGCCAGAGCCACCAUCUCAAGGUGUACCACACUUCACGAGUUGUUCAACUGGCUUCUCCGCAACAGGGAUCAAAAGGCCGAGCAAGUGAAGGGGGCAGCACCAUCGUACCAGGAGCAAGGGAGACUAAGUGAGAACCUGGAGGAGAACAUGAGGAAUGUGAGGAGGGCGAAGGAGAUGAUGGCGGAAUACAAACAACGAGCCGGAGAAGUCCUCACCGAGGCUGCACAUAUUGCAGGGGCUAAUUUGUAGUUUAAAUGGUUUAAUUUAAUCCACUAAUUACAUUUUAAGUAUUUUAUAUCCUUACAAAGAUUACACACACUCUGUUACAAUCAUGGGUGGAAACAGUGUCACACAGCAAGGCUACUGUUGUCGCUCAGACUAAACCACAUUUUUCAAGUUGCAAUGUCCUUUUUCUUGAUAAAUCACAAUCACAGGAUCAGUCAUCAGUAUUGCUACCCUGACAUCUGCAGCAACAUCAGGAAUGUUAAAACUGUGACGCAUAAUGAAAAACUUACACACAAAACAUCAUGCAUGUAUUUAAUGGUAGUGACUAUAUACUGUGGUUUGCAGGCCUUGGCAGCACCUUGUUUCAAGGACAUGAAUGCUAAUUGAUAAUUUAUUGAAUAUGGCACUCAAACUUAAAAUACUGUUCAUCUAUCUUUGUGAAGAAUUAAAUUUCCCCUAAAAUGUGUAAUUAUAACAGCGAACAUUAGGGGGCAAUGCAUGCUUACUUUACUGUUGUAACAGCGAGUGUUCCUUAUUCCUGAGUUGUAGAGCUUCUCUUAUAAAUUCUACUAAAUGGAAUUCAAGAAAACCUAAAUCCUACAGUCCCAGAAUCAGGGAUCACAUGAUUAAUACAUCACUGUUUUAAAUGUUAGAACUUUACUUUGCCUUGUUGUUAAUAUUAUUCCAAAUCACUAUACAGGUUGAAAACUGUACAUCUCAUCUAUAAUGCCAGCAAGGACCACACAGAUCAGAAUGUGGUUUCCUAUAUGCAGCAAUUGGAACUCUGCCUGAUGUUUGUUGUGGCUGUUGUGUCAUUUUGCUAUUGCAACAUUCAGACAGAGCAGAUUUGAUGCUUAUAAUCCACGAAAAGCCUCGUUGUAUUUAUCCACUGAUUGGAAUCUGCAGCUUUCCGGCAUCUGCUAUUGUUAAAGCAAACAAACACAUGGCCACACACACAUGCCGUCUUGAUAAUUAAUAUUGGAAAAUUCAUUGUUCCGGAGGUCAUUGUCAAGUGGUCAUGCAUUAUUUAUCUGAGAGAGUG
This is a messenger RNA of Paralichthys olivaceus (Japanese flounder), 1921 nucleotides long. The record is from RefSeq and is a predicted model, not a curated record. NCBI's taxonomy places the organism in Eukaryota, Metazoa, Chordata, Actinopteri, Pleuronectiformes, Paralichthyidae.